GGCGUGGCCAGGUAACGGCAUAACCACGCCACAUAUUUGAAAAGUGAGGUAAAAUUUCUAGACAUUCAAAGUUGGUUGUGAGUGCAUUAGUGUCACCAGACAUGAGCAGACGGGGAUCCCUGGAGCUGAGCCUAGAGUCUGAGAAUGUCAUCCCCAAAGAUGACUUUUGUCCUGCCCUCGGCAGCGCAGAGAUCGCGCGCCUCAGCCCCAUACACUUUAGUGAGGAGCAGGUGGAGAGUUGUCAUGAUGAAGGGUACAUCAGUAAAUCUUUCACCCAGGAUUUACCCCUCACCCCUAUCAUAUCCACACCCCUGAGGGGCCCAAGACCGGUCUUGGGCCCGUUGGCUGACUUUGACUCAGGGCUGUCAGUCAGCCGGUACAUUCAGGACGACAGCCUCUGGGAGAGCACUUUUCUGCAGGUGCAGGUCAAAUCCAAGGUGGUGAUCCCAGAGUCUGGUGGUGUGAGGGCUCCAUCUCCAGCUGCACCUACUGCCUCUCACACCUUCAGAGCAGGCCGCAGAUUGACCCCUCCAGCAAGCAAAAGGCCACGGGUGUUUGACAGGCCGGAGGAGUGGCAGCAACAAAAGGAUAUAUAUGUUGAGUCUGUCAGCCGACAUAUGAAGGAGAACACCAAGGGAGGUGUGAUCACUGAACUGCUGGACCUAAUGAACACUGUUGCAAGUGAGCAACACCCAUGGCAGCACCCGUCUGACCUCACAGUCAGGAACUACCAGCCAGGAAACCAUGGAAAGAGUCUUUAUUCUUUAGACGAAUGGAUGAGAAAGAAUGGAGGGGGCUAUCAACGCUUUUCUGAUUCUUGAGAAUUAUGUUUUGUGUAUAUAUUUGUUGUAUAUAUUGUUCUGUUUUGCACUUUUUUUUGUCUUUAUUGUGUUUUGCUGUGUUGGGCACCUAUUGUGUGUAUUGUGU
Messenger RNA from Clupea harengus (Atlantic herring), 927 nucleotides. RefSeq names its product S100P binding protein (gene s100pbp). NCBI's taxonomy places the organism in Eukaryota, Metazoa, Chordata, Actinopteri, Clupeiformes, Clupeidae. Gene Ontology annotation, molecular function: calcium-dependent protein binding. The record is from RefSeq and is a predicted model, not a curated record.